Dermacentor silvarum is the source of this 537-nucleotide messenger RNA. RefSeq lists its product as uncharacterized. Bases 94 to 537 code for a protein of 147 amino acids. Lineage: Eukaryota; Metazoa; Arthropoda; Arachnida; Ixodida; Ixodidae. The transcript has 4 exons. The record is from RefSeq and is a predicted model, not a curated record.
GUUUUUGUUACAACGACGCAUUUUUCAGACGUAUUCGCCUGGGCAGCUUCGUACCUCGGCGCCGUCUCAAGUGAGAGCGAAAACCUGAUCCCAAUGGAGGGCGACGACGCGUACAGCAUUCAGCAGCCACCGGAGACUCUAGACGAGGAGUUGCUGUUGCCGGGUGACGUGGAGGAUCAGAGCGCGCCCCGCAACGACGCCGAAUACAUUAAGAUCAUGUUCGGCAUUUUUCCCUGCGUGGUCAGCUUGUGCAUGAUCCAGCCUUUCCUGGUGAAGAAGACAGCCUCGGAGCUGUGCUCGGGCACUAAGGAGCUGAUGGUGGCCAAUGGGUUGUCCGAGUUCGUCUGGUGGCUGGGUGGCUUCUCCUGGUCCUUCAUCAUGCUCCUCAUGGGCUCGCUGCCCGCAACCGUGCUCACCAAGACGCACGCGUUGCUGCCGCGCUCGAACAUCGUCUUGUUGCUGAUGGGAGUGAUCAUGCAUUGCGCCUCGAGCUCCCUCUUUUGCCUCGUUGUCGCCACGCUCGUACCCAGGCGGUAG